GGUGAGAUAUUAACUAGCGGUAUUGUUCAAGUGUGUGAUAAAUACAUCGCAGUAACAUAAGCUAGUUGUCGCCAUGCUAUUGAAGUACACUCAGAACGCUUUCAUCGAACGAAUCGACUAAUUAGUAUAAAGCGAAUAGACGCUAUUCUUUCAGCUGUGGAUCAGAAAAGACAGGAAUGCGCUUAUAAGAUUCUUUGGCGUUUCAUACUCUUAGUAACUUAACAGAGCAGAAGUUGGUAGCCGUGUAUGUUUGAGCAGUUGAGUUAACAGUCAAGGACGCACACGAGAAACUUGGAAGCGUCGAGUCGCCGCAGACGCACGGUUGCAGGCAGAAGUGUUUCUAUCGUUGGGAAGGAUGGCUGCUGCGGAGGUGCUGCUGACCAUAAGUAAUCCUGUGCUUAAGGCAUACCUCUUCCAUGUUGGAGUACUUGGACUAAAAAUGCUGUUGAUGUCUCCGCUCACAGCACGCCAGCGUUUUAAGCAUAAGAUUUUUAUAAGUCCUGAGGACACUGCGGCUACGAAAGGUGCCAAAGUGAAAUAUGAUCAUCCUGAUAUUGAACGAGUGAGGAGGGGACAUCUAAAUGAUUUGGAGAACAUCACAGUGUUCUUUAUUGUGGCACUAGCAUAUCUGCUAACAAAUCCAUCUCCAGGUCUUGCCAUCAAUCUGUUCCGAGCAUUUACUAUAGCACGAAUUGGCCACACAAUUGUGUACUGUGUCAUACCAAUUCCACAACCUACUAGGUUCUUACUUUGCUUUGUUGGUUGGGCCAUCACACUUUACAUGGCAGGCAGUGUGAUACUUCACUGUCUUUGAUAUGAAACAUUACAAAUGUAGUUUUUUAUCAUGAUAAAACAUUUUAUUUGAAACAAAUUUGCAAUUAAUUUUGUACAUAUUGUGGUAAGUAAUAGUUUUUAAUCUGACGGGCUGAUGUAUUACUUCUAUGAAUGAUUUGCUCACUCUGCCUAAUGUUUUUACAGUGGCAUGAUGUAAACAGACAUAAAAACAGAAAUAAAGACUGUUUGGUACACAGUAAAA
This is a messenger RNA of Schistocerca gregaria, 1036 nucleotides long. Its product is annotated as microsomal glutathione S-transferase 1-like. The transcript is spliced from 3 exons. Lineage: Eukaryota; Metazoa; Arthropoda; Insecta; Orthoptera; Acrididae. Gene Ontology annotation, cellular component: membrane. The coding region runs from base 356 to 814 and encodes 152 amino acids. The record is from RefSeq and is a predicted model, not a curated record.